Molecule: messenger RNA, 918 nt
Organism: Westerdykella ornata
Lineage: Eukaryota; Fungi; Ascomycota; Dothideomycetes; Pleosporales; Sporormiaceae
Exons: 3
Coding region: 34-726 (230 amino acids)
Source: RefSeq, a predicted model, not a curated record
CUCAGAUGUCUUUGUUGUCAACACCACGAUAACAUGUCAACGUUUCUCUCGCAUCCCAUACUGUACUCAGCAGCAUCGCUGUGCCAGGAUCAGGAACUGGCAGUUCGCUUGAUGGGAUUCAUCAAUGACGCCUUCCAACGAGCGAAACAGCGGGAUCCACAAAAAUGGGACCCCCAGAAGUUGCGCUUUGGUUCCGAAGCGGAGCUUUUCGAGAUGCUGGGCGAGAAUGGAGUCAUGGCAGUGGUAUAUGACCAAAAUGAAUCAAGAGCCGUACAAACGGAUAAUGGACUGGAUGUAGGAGGGCGAGGGAAGAUUGUAGCCUGUGCAGCCGCGGUUCAGUGGAAAGGCAUAGAAAGGGAGGCAGGCAAAGAUCCCUCAUAUGGAGACGAAUUCGAGAAAACAGAAAUAGAAGAAGGCUGGGAAAUCAAGACUGUGUGCGUGUCUGCGGAUUCCCGGUACGCAAAGAAAGGGUUGGCAGUCCGCGUUUGCGAUUUUCUCCAGGAGUAUCUGGUAAAGCAGGUAUACGAGGCGACAAACGCGUCCGAGAAGGCGAUACGGGGUCACUUGGUCUUGUGGAUCAUCACUGCGGAAUCCAUGAAUGGGGAGUAUUGGCGAAGGCGCGGAUAUAGGGAUGUGAUGAAGAGAGUGAUAAAGCCGCCAGUCUGGGGUAGUAAAGCAGAGUUUGUGAUGGUGGUGCUAAGGAAGGAUAUCACAUGGGAAAAGUAGCGAUUGGAGCGUUGGCAGUAUAUGCUACUUCACAGCAAUGUGAGGGGCCCGCUUCGAAGGUUAGUCUUGGACUUUCAACUUGUGACAGAGAGCGGAGUCUGAAGAGGAAUAUGGUGGAAUGCCUGGACAGGUUUUAUGGGUUGUACAAUCCGCUCCAUUCUUCCCUACCGCCCACAAUGGCCUCGACGGUUG